UUUUCCUCGUCGGAAGUGAUGCCACCCUUCUUGACGGGAGCGUGGGCUCCUGUAGUUUCCUGAAGUACUUCUGCAGUGCUCGUAAUUGCCAUGCUGCUUUUUUGAAAGCAUUUCAGAAAGACCCAAAGACUGAUUGUAGCGUGGUGUUCAGCAAAAUGAAAGAUUGCAUGGUCUACCUCACGAAGGUUUGUUGGAGAGACCAGCCGGCGGUCGCAAGCCAAGCCAAAACGAUCGUUGACGCUACCUAUAAGAAAGAAGAACAUUGUGGGCAAACUUCUUUCGAACUCCCCACUUUGCCACCAGGGAAUGACUUUUGUUCCGCAUCAUCUGACAAUGAUAUAAGCAAUUGCGUUCAAUCCUUUGAACAAAAAUUUAGGAAGGACAAAUCAGAUUCCGCUCUUUGCUCAGAAUAUGCUAAAGCAAAGAAGUGUUCAAGGGACGUGAUCGAUUCCGACUGCAACUACCCAUCAGAGACCAAGGAACUUUUGGACUUGCUUUAUGAUGCCUACAAUCCUUUCUGCGCGGACAAUCGUGACCCAGGGGCGACCAAAAAUAGUCCGUGCUCUGGCGUGGUGAUUGAGAAAGAUGCUAAUGCAGCCGCUGGAACAAAGCCCAGCGUAUUCCAGGCGCUGAUGUUUGCUUUCUUUCUGUUUCUGUUCCUCUUUAAAGCUUAA
Pocillopora verrucosa is the source of this 674-nucleotide messenger RNA. The record is from RefSeq and is a predicted model, not a curated record. Lineage: Eukaryota; Metazoa; Cnidaria; Anthozoa; Scleractinia; Pocilloporidae.